Molecule: messenger RNA, 2197 nt
Organism: Tachysurus fulvidraco (yellow catfish)
Lineage: Eukaryota; Metazoa; Chordata; Actinopteri; Siluriformes; Bagridae
Product: interferon-induced transmembrane protein 2-like
Exons: 3
Coding region: 1697-2044 (115 amino acids)
Cellular component (GO): plasma membrane
Source: RefSeq, a predicted model, not a curated record
UGCUGAUGUGAAUAAAUGCUCAAACAUUGACUGAUGGUUAUAUCUGCUAUCUGCCAAAGAAGCUGGCCGGUCUCAGAGGUGUGUGCUGCAUGGUGGCAGGUGAGGGGAGCAAGGACGAUGGCGAGGCCAGUGGGGGGAGCAAGGACCACGGCGAGGGGAGCCAAGGCACACGGCGAGGCAGGUGGGUAGAGCAGUGCACACGGCGGCACAGCCAGAGAGGGCCGAGCGACGUCCACAGCUGAGCUGAAGGGCCGAGGCGACGUCCGCAUCCAAGCUGAAGGACCGAGCUAAGUCCACAGCGAGCUAAAUGGCCGAGUGACGUCCACCGCCGUGCUGUAGGGACGAGCAGCCUUCCCCGAUGCACCGCGGCCAAACACUUGCCUCGACGAGCUGAGGAAAAGGGCAGGAGAGCGGGAAAGAGCUGACGGAAGGACUGACGGAACAGUCCAGGGGAAGAAGGAAAAAAAAAAGGCCGGUCCGAGCUGGAAGCUAUCCUGUUGGGUCUGCUGGGUCUUUAGGCGGAUUCAUUUUGUCAGACCCCGCAUACGGAAGGAAUGGAGAUGGACCACUUCACAGGAUAGCUUCAAAUGAAAGAGUUUAAUACAUAAGGAAAACAAACAUAUUAACACAACACAGGUGUGAACAGGUGUGGUGACCGGGAGGAGCAGACGAAGGCGGGGCAGCCACGUGACAAAAACAACAACAAAUCGCACAUGGCCAAAAGUCCGUGCUGAUCCCUGACAGAUUCGCGCUGACCCCCUGACAGAGAGCAGCUAAAAGGAGUUACAGUACUGUAUUCUUACCAAAGCAGAAAUCGUGUCCUAAGGAUCUCAAUGUCUUGGUUUGCUUUCAUGACCUGACCGCCGCACUUGAGUCUGACAGGCACAAUUAGUUUUUCAAUAAAGCAUUCCCCCAUUCCUGAGAUUUUUAAAAAAAAUUGGAUUCCUAGUUCACUUAUUAUAUCUUCAGGAAUGCCUGUAUCAUAAUAAUCAUUUUGAAAAUCAAAGUUGAGGUAGGUCUAUGGCAAUGUGAGACCAGGGCUGUUGUGCUAUGGGUAAUGAAAGGAUUACCUUGGACUGAACAAGGAAAGGAUUACCUUGGACUUAAGAAGUGAGAGCAUUUGUGGCCACCAGAUCUCUUCACAGACAGAUAACUAAACCCAGCAAAUGAGGGAUUAACUCUCAGUGCUGUUCAAAAACUCGAAUAAAAUGGGAGAAUUGAGUUAGGAAGGGCAUCAGACAUAAAAUCUGUGCCAAAAUCAAAUCUGAGGGCCAGAUCAUCUGUGUGGUGACACAGAACAGGGAGCAGCUGAAAGAACAACAACCUGGUAAAAAUAUGGAAAUUUGUGUCUUUGCUGAAUGGCUGAAUUAUUUUUAAUGGUUUGAACCCUGAGGAUCUUAUGCUGUGUGUUCUGUAAGGAAGAUAUUGUGAUAACAUGAUUUGUUAUUCAUGACUGUGUUCAAAAUUUGAUUGUGCUCUAAUUAAGAAAUUCACUGGUUGAAUGAGAGAAAUUGUGUUUUUUGGGGGGGUUGUAUAUCAUUUAAGAUGUUCAAAUGAAUUUAAAGUGUUUAGAAAGCUAAAAAAAAAAUACGGAUGACAUUAAAACAGUGUGGUUAGAGUUAGGACUUGCCCCCCAAACUCAAACACGAACUGAAAUGAUUCUCGACCAGCACAGAGAGGCAUAAGACUGAACAAGAUGCAGAGUGCCAUGUUUCCACUGAAUCCUCAACCAGUCCCCGCGGGAGCAGGGACAGUUGUGGUGGCGAUGCCAGAGCAUCCAGCUGAUUACGUAGUUUGGUCUGUUGCCAACAUUUUCUAUGGAAACCCAUGCUGUCUGGGUCUGCUUGCCUUUUAUUUCUCCAUCAAGGCCAGAGACCGGAAGAUGGUGGGGGACCUGGCUGGAGCAACUUCGUACGGGUCCAAGGCAUGUUGUGUCAACGGCUUCGCACUUGGGCUUAUCAUUUUCAUCUCCAUCGUGAUCAUCGCGGUGUUGGUUUCAAAGGCUGUCGCAGUGACAAAUUCAAUUAACAGAUAUCCGUAUUAACACCCUGUCUCAUGAGAUUUAAGAAAAACAAAUACAUUGCAAGCAACAUUCUCAGAAAAAUGAUGUCCUGUUGAAGUCCAUAUGAUCAACACGAAGUAAUUUGAAAUAUGUUUUUGUGAAAUGAGAAAUAAAAUAUCACUGAAGAAAGAAUUG